UUUCCCUUUUUUUCUUAAAAUCUCUAAAAAAAUCUGUUUGUGCUUUACAAAUUUAAUAAAAUAAUAAUAAUUUAUAAAGUUUGUGAAUUGACUAUGUGAAAUAUUAUGUUUAAAUUAGUUUUAACUUUAUUAUUCUAUUUAUUAAAUAUGACGUGCGCUGCCAAUCUUAACCAAACCAAUCCAAACACAUUAUCGUUUCAUCGUGAUCCUGUCAUUAUUUUCAAUGAAUUGACAGCAUACGCUUAAAAACCAAUUUAGUAAAAUAACAAUACAAUAGUUUUCUAGUGCUCAUAACAUGAAAUAAUUGCUUUUCUUACGCUUGCACACAAAGUCAUGCCAUGUUGAGAAAACAUUUCAUGCUGUGUGUACUAUUCUCAUUAUCUAAUAUUUUAGAAUGUCUAUAAGUUGAAGACGAAAUCCAAGCAUCAAAAACUAUACCCUGUUACCAUUUAUUUUCUAUGGCAACAGGGUAUACCCCAGGUACCUAACCUGAAGUUACAUGGUGCUUCUAAAUUUCUAAAGUAACUUCUAUUUCAGAUUAUAGCUGGAAAAUUGUUAUAACCAUUAGUUAUAACAAUAGUAGGACAGGACAGAGCUUGCCUUUUAGUUUUUGAAUCAGUUUACGUUUAUAAGUAUUCAAGCCUGUACUGGAACAAUAUAAAGUAUUGUGGCAAAAAAUAAUGAUUAAAUAACAUUUCAUCAAGGUGGAUGAACUAAACUUUAUUGAAAUCAUCAUUAUUCAAUAUUAGCUUUUGGUAGAACUUUUAAAUAAUAUAUUAAUUGUUUUACAGAAUUUUUCAAAUCAUGUUCUUUAAGUUCUUUGACCCAAAAGAGGGACACAGGAUAUAAAGAGAUUAGUUUUUAUAUUAAUUAAAUCUUGCAAACCCUACUUGUUCAAUUCUAUUCAUUAACCUUAUAUUGAUUUUCAAUAUAGAUACCAUGGAUGGCAAAGUAAAGUGACAGAAAGGGGCUAAAUGAGAGGAGCACUGAAUGAGUUUUCAUUGAGAACAACAUGAAAAGUUCAACAAACUGAGUAAUGUUGCAGAUGACAAAGGACAGGGUGGAAAUGUACAGAGGAAAUAGAACAUUUAAAAACGAAGUACAGCCUAUGUUUUUCACUUCCAAGUGAUUUAAGAUAUGGCUGAUAAAUAUGAGAAACAUUCAAAACAUGACUCUACAAGAGACUCAAGAAAUAAAGGUAGAAAAAGUAAUAAGGACAGUGCAAAAUUUAAACAAAGUGAAUGCAAAACUCCUCCUCUCCCUAUCAGACAUGGUUGUAGUAUUGAAGAAUUAAUGAAGCAAAGGCAAACUAUAAAGGAGGAGCUGAAAAAUAUUGAAAAAGAUGGAAAUAAAAGGAAAGAAGUUAUUAAAAAAUGUAAAACUGAAACAAAAUGUUCUGAAAAAUCAAAAUAUAAACACAAUACUGGUAGUUUACAUGAAGCUGAAAUCAUUAGCAAAACGUUAAAACAACCUUCACCAGAAAAAGAUUAUAACCAAAUAGAUUCUGAAGAUGAGGAAAAUAUAAUUGAACAGAGAAGACUUAAACGAAAACAAUUAUUAGAACAACUAAAUGCAAAAAAAUGUAAAACAGAACUAAUAGUAAAUCAUUUUCAAGAUAGUCAUGAAAAUGUACAAAAGGAGGUUGUGAAAAAAGAUUCACCCAAAUAUUUAUCAAAACCUCAAAUUGUAACUGAUAUGUUUUCAGAGGAAGACUUUGCAUCUAAAAAGAAUAUUGAUAUUGUUACACAAGACAAUAAUGAGACAACUUCUCAGCUAAAUGACAAUUGGGAUGACUGUGAAGGAUAUUAUAAUAUUAAAGUUGGGGACAUUGUUAAUAAUAAUAGAUAUACAAUUAAAUCUUUAUUGGGCCAAGGUGUUUACGCUAAUGUUGUAAAAGCUCAAGAUAAUAGUAAAGCAAAUAGUGAAAUUGCAAUUAAAAUAAUUAGAAACAAUGAGUUGAUGUACAAAACAGGCUUGAAGGAAAUUAAGAUUUUAAAAGAAAUUAAUGAUGCUGAUUCUGAAAAUAAAUAUCACUGUGUAAGGUUACUUUCACAGUUUAUGCACAAAGGACAUCUCUGUUUGGUGUUUGAAGCUCUGCAUAUGGACUUGAGAUGUGUACUCAAGAAAUAUGGCAAAAACCAUGGAAUUAAUGUGAAAGCUCUGACAAGUUACAGUAGACAGUUGCUACUUGCACUUCGACUAUUGAAAAAGAUUGGCAUUAUACAUGCUGAUAUAAAACCUGAUAAUAUUUUAGUAAAUGAAAAAAAGAAUACUCUUAAACUCUGUGAUUUCGGAUCCGCUAUGAAAAUAAAUGAUAAUGAACCUACUCCAUACUUAGUAUCUAGGUUUUACAGAGCGCCUGAAAUUAUACUUGGUAUACCAUACAAGCACAGUGUGGAUGUAUGGUCAACUGCUUGUACAAUAUAUGAGAUGGCUACUGGUAGAAUACUCUUCACUGGAAGCUCUAAUAAUAGAAUGUUGAAAAGUUUUAUGGACUUAAAAGGAAGGAUACCUAGUAGAAUAUUAAGGAAAGGCAAAUUUAAAGACCAACAUUUUAAUUACAAUAAUAAUUUUCUCUUACACAAAACAGAUGAAUUAACUGGUAGAGAAAAGGUUAUUGAAGUUGCCAAUAUUAUUCCCUCGAGAGAUAUGGGUAAAGAACUAAGGAAGAGUUUCAAAAAUGCAAAUAUCAAUGAAGAAAAGAUUAUAACAAAUCUAAAAGAUCUAUUGGAGAAAAUGUUAGCUUUGGAUGAAAACCAAAGAUUAACCCCCACUGAUUGUUUGAAGCAUCCAUUUAUAUUUGAAUCACUGCGGACUGAAUAGACAAAAUAAAUUUUAUUAAACUAUUAA
Molecule: messenger RNA, 2850 nt
Organism: Bicyclus anynana (squinting bush brown)
Lineage: Eukaryota; Metazoa; Arthropoda; Insecta; Lepidoptera; Nymphalidae
Product: serine/threonine-protein kinase PRP4 homolog
Exons: 2
Coding region: 1138-2823 (561 amino acids)
Biological process (GO): peptidyl-threonine phosphorylation; peptidyl-serine phosphorylation
Molecular function (GO): ATP binding; protein serine/threonine kinase activity
Source: RefSeq, a predicted model, not a curated record